Aspergillus eucalypticola CBS 122712 is the source of this 1247-nucleotide messenger RNA. RefSeq names its product aldo/keto reductase family protein. The transcript is spliced from 3 exons. The coding region runs from base 217 to 1182 and encodes 321 amino acids. Lineage: Eukaryota; Fungi; Ascomycota; Eurotiomycetes; Eurotiales; Aspergillaceae. Gene Ontology annotation, cellular component: cytoplasm. The record is from RefSeq and is a predicted model, not a curated record.
CAGGACGAUGUCCGAGGAAAUCCGAAAAUUGGUGUUGAGGUGGGGGAAAGCAGAGAUUAAAGCCCCUCAUCGACCCUCUUCAUUGCGGGCUGCAACCCUGACCCAAACUCAAGCUUAAAUACCAUCCAUCAUCACCUUUUAUUCUUCAAGAGCUACACAUCUUAAUCUCCAAUCGAACACCACAAACCGCCCAAUCGCCACUACACAUCCAGCAAAAUGCCUUCCCUCAACGGACGCGAAAUCGGCCACACCGGCUACGGAACCAUGAGAAUGACCUGGGUCCCUCAGCCUCCCCCGGAGGAGCAAUGCUUCGAAACCCUGAACACCACCCUCAAGCUCGGAGCCAACUUCUGGAACGCCGGCGAGCUCUACGGCACGCCCGAUUAUAACUCGUGCCACCUCCUGAACAAAUACUUCACCAAGUACCCCGAGAACGCCGACAAGGUCGUCCUAAGUAUCAAGGGUGGCUUGAAGCGUGGAGAGCUUAUCCCUGAUAGCUCCGAGGCCAACAUCCGCCGGAGUGUGGACGAGUGUCUGCGCCUGCUGGACGGAAAGAAGAAGAUUGAUAUCUUUGAAUGCGCUAGACAGGAUCCCAACGUGCCGGUGGAGCAGCAAGUGACUAUUCUGGCGCAAUAUGUCAAGGAGGGCAAGAUUGGAGGUAUUGGGUUGAGUGAGGUGGAUGCAGAGACUAUUCGCAGAGCUCACAAGGUCCACCCGAUCGCAGCGGUAGAGGUUGAGUUGUCCCUCUUUGACACCACGAUCCUCAACAAUGACGUCGCGAAGGUUUGUGCUGAGCUCAACAUCCCCGUUGUGGCUUACUCGCCUUUGGGCCUCGGUGUGUUGGCCGGUGCUUUCACCAGUGUGACUGAGAUCCCGGAGGGCGAUUUCCGCAGAACACUACCCAAGUUCCAGGAGGAAGCCAUGAAGGAAAACAUCAAGCUGGUCAAUGAGGUCAAGGCCUUGGCCACGCGCAAGGGUGUGGCUCCUGCACAGAUCGCCCUGGCUUGGAUCCUCACCCUCAGCGGCAAGCCGGGAAUGCCCACCUUUAUCCCCAUCCCCGGUGGUACAACGGUUGACAAGGUUACUCAGAACCUGGAGGGAGUCCCUCGCCUUAGUGAUGCUGAGAUGGACGAGCUUAAGGACAUUUUGGACCGGAUUCAGGUGGUCGGAAGUCGCUGGUAAGCUACGGUUGUACGGUUUUCAUAAUGCGUGUGCUUUGGUGAUUUUUUGAGAUUGAACAUAAUAUC